AUUUUUGUGCGACCUACAUGACAAUUUGUAGCACAAUACAAGCAGGUCUUAGCUGCAUAACAUGAUUGUAGUAUUACCCUGAGAGAGUUGAUAUCUCUCCUCGAUUUGGAUCAUCUUUAUGUAAGGUUUGCAGUCCCUGAAGCUAUAAUUAUAACAGUUGUCUCUCCAGACCCUAUAUCGUGCUUUUUAGAGUGGCGGUACACGUGCACGACUACGAGUACCCCAAGCUCAUCAUCAUUGGUGCGCAGCUAACCACCUAUAUACAGUGGCGACAAGUGCUAGUGCCAGUGGUGAACCCCAAGAAGUGCUGAAUUAAUUUCUGGCGUCAAGUGCCUGGUAACCACUAAGAAAAUCACGGUUCGCAUGGGACGCGGCUGGAGGCCGCGUUUUCCGCAUCCAUAGUAACGCCACCACCCUCUAUGGGUCAAGGCGCAGAUACAGCUCCUAAAGCGGUGGGAGAGAAUCGACAAGUUGCGUGGGUUAGCGCCAGACUCUGUGACCAUGAGCGAAAGGAAGAUUUUUGCUGAGUGCUCGGAUUGCGAUGGCACAUUCAAAGGAUGUACUUGCAAGAAAUGCUCAAAAUGCACAACUCUGUUCAAAUGCUACCUGGGUACCAGCAUACCCAAGACAAGGUCUCACUGUCGGUACUGUGGUGCAGCUAUCUGUCCCUCAUGUUUGCUUAGUGGAAUUCAGCCGAUCAAGUCUUGUAAUCCCUGUCAUGUGGCACAUGUCAGGAAAGUUCAGAAGGGACAAGAUGCCCUGAUUUCACUCUCCGUGGAGAGCUCAGGCUUGCCAAUUGCUGAAGAUAAUUCCACUGUAGCAGCGGAGGAGAAUGCACCUGUAUCGCCGACGAUGAGCUUCAAAGAGAUGUCUGUGGACGAACAGCAUAUCUGGCUUACGGAAGCCGUAAGGAAAGGAAAUCAUUCACUGAUCUCGAUGUUGCUGGAUAGUGGUGCAAGCGUGGAUCUAACAGACACAUCUGGCAACCCGAUCCUGUUCAAUGCAUUGCGUCAUGGGCACCUUGCCUGUGUGGCAUUGAUGAUGGAGAGAGGAGUAGAUAUACAUUGCUGUAACGUGGAUGGAAACACAGCGCUUCAUAUUGUCGGGCGAUAUGGCAACACUGCGCAACACGUGGAGUGCUGUGAUAUGCUUGUACAGAUGGGUGCUGAUGUCUUCACACGCAAUAGCAAGCACAAGACGGCGCUGGAUUUAGCAGUGCGGCACGACGCUCAUCCAGACAUUGUGAGAGCAUUGCGCCAAUGCCAGUUGAGUCAAUCUCUUGUACAGCUGCAAGAGACACUGCAUCUACCUCCUGCUGCCAGUGUGAAGUAUGGGGAUCUGCAUCGGUCGAUAGCGUGUGUGGUGGACUACCUGACUCUACCAGAAGAUGAACGAGGAUUGGCUCCAGCAAUGGCUGCUACUCAAUCCCCGUCACCUGCUAUUACUGAGACCGUCGUGCCUUCACCAACACGUACACCUGUUGACUCUCCACCAUCUGGCAGGAAGCGAAAUGGUGAAACAAAGGGUCACACCAGACAGUCAUCAGGCAAUAUCAGCUGUCCCUCGUCUCCUGCCAUCAGUAGAGCACAUUCUCCUGUCGGUGAUCGGACUGCUGAACUCGCUGCUCGUGUUCAGCAGUUGACAACAGAGAAGCUGAACGCUGAGCAUCGCUGCCAGAGCCUGGUGGAGACGGUAGCGCGCAGUGCACAGCACACCGAGGAGCGUAUCCGCACCGCCCAGCGUGAGAUGGAGCAAAUGCAGCAGACACACAAGGAUGCUGUAAUGCGGCUGGAAGCACUUAACACGAACAAGAUAACCAAGCUGCGUGCGGACUGUGAUACUGCUGUGUUUGAGGCUGACCAGCGCUGUUUGGAUGCCGAGCGCAGCUACCGUGAUUUGAACGUUUUACAGCAAGGUUUGAAGCUCACCUGGAUUCCGGACGAGUUUGUGACCCAUUGCAUGAACUCCAAAUGCCGUGCUUCCUUUUCACAGCUGGUGAGACGACACCAUUGCCGGUCGUGUGGAAGGAUAUACUGCAAACCAUGUCUGGCCAAUUGUGUAGCGCUACCGAUGUUGGGCUACCAGGACGCUGUCAAGAUCUGCUCAACGUGCUUUGCUUUAGUCGACGAAAUGUUCAGCCCACCUUCAACAUGACCCAUUUCAAAAAAGUGCUGAGAUGUGAUUUGAGUUGCGUUGCCUGUUGGACAUCUCACCGCCUACUAGCACCAGUCCACUACCACAUGGGCAUGCCUGUCCUGCAUGAGAUCAGGACUCUGCUAGAGUGUGAUGAAAAUAGUGCUGAUCAUAGUGUUGAUCAGAGUGCUGAUCAUAGGUGCUGAUCAUAGGUGCUGAUCAUAGUGCUGAUCAUAGUGCUGAUCAUAGUGCUGAUCAUAGUGCUGGCAUGAUCAUAGUGCUGGCAUGAUCAUAGUGCUGAUCACCAGCCAGAUGAUUAUUUUAUUUUAUUUUUAAAGUUUUUUAUUUGCUGCUCAGGCAGCUGGUCAUCAACACUUUCCGCUUGGCAUGACAGUAUUUUGUAGAAUUUUGAAACUUUGAAAUUCUUUGAAAUUCUUUUCCUUUUCUCAUCAUCGUUUAGUCUAAUAAAUUAUCCUAGAAAAAGAGUACACAAGAAUAAAUUAAUAUGAUA
Sycon ciliatum is the source of this 2644-nucleotide messenger RNA. RefSeq lists its product as uncharacterized. Gene Ontology annotation, molecular function: metal ion binding; protein binding. The record is from RefSeq and is a predicted model, not a curated record. NCBI's taxonomy places the organism in Eukaryota, Metazoa, Porifera, Calcarea, Leucosolenida, Sycettidae. The transcript is spliced from 25 exons. The coding region runs from base 502 to 2154 and encodes 550 amino acids.